GCGGCGCGGCUGCUCCCGCUGCUCCAGCUGCUGCUGCGCUGGGCCCGGCCCGUCCAGGGCACCGCCCCGCCGGGCGGCGGAUGGCUGGCGGGCUCGGUGCCGGAGGAGGAGCGCUGCACCGUGGAGCGGGUCGAUGCCUCCCUCACAUACUCCCUCUUCCUGCAGCGGUAACGGGGGGCCCGGCACGGCCCCGCUGGACCGAGACAUGGGUCCCGGGGCGGGGGCGGGAACAGCGCCCGGUGCACCGGGCGGGAUAACGGGGAGGGAGCGGGAGGGUUGGAGGGGCGAGGACCCGGGGGGAAGGUGGUUGGAGCCGGUCCCGGUGCCCCGGGAGUGGUUUAGAGCCGGUCCUGGUGCCGGUUUAGGGCUAGUCCCAGUGCCCCAGGGAUGUGUCGGGGUUGGUCCCGGUACCCCCAGGGCUGGAUUGAAGCCGGUCCGGUGUCCCGGGGAUGUGUCAGGGCCGGUCCCGGUACCCCCGGGGGUGGGUCGGGGCCGGUCCCGGUACCCCCGGGGAUGUGUCAGGGCCGGUCCCGGUACCCCCGGGGGUGGGUCGGGGCCGGUCCCGGUGCCCCGGGGAUGUGUCGGGGCCGGUCCCGGUGUGUCGCCCGGGCGAGACCCCGCUGGAUGCUCCCCCAGGUUCGCCUUCUCCCGGCCGGUGAUCCUCGGCGGGGUCACGGACAACUCGGCGUUCCGAGCCCUGUGCACCCGGGAGAAGCUGCUGGCGGCGUUCGGGCCGCUCCCGGUGCGGCUCAGCACGGCCAACACCUACUCGUACCGCAAAGUGGAUGUGCCGUUCCAGGAGUACGUGGAGCGGCUGCUGCAGCCGCAGGACCCGGCCCGGCUGGGCAGUGACACCCUGUACUUCUUCGGGGACAACAACUUCACCGAGUGGGGCCCCCUGUUCCAACAUUACGUGCCCCCUCCCUUCCGCAUCCCGGGCACCAGCCCUGCCUACAGCUUCGGGAUCGCAGGCUCAGGCUCCGGUGUUCCAUUUCACUGGCACGGCCCCGGUUUCUCCGAGGUGAUUUUUGGCAGGAAGCGCUGGUUCCUGUACCCCCCGGAUAAAACCCCCCACUUCCACCCCAACGAGACGACGCUGGCCUGGCUCCAGCACACGUACCCCACGCUGCCCCCCGCCCAGCGCCCACUCGAGUGCACCCUGCGCCCCGGGGAGGUCCUGUACUUCCCUGACCGCUGGUGGCACGCGACGCUCAACCUGGACACCAGUGUCUUCAUCUCCACCUUCCUUGGGUAGAGCCAGGAAGGACAAGGAUGUGUCACCAUCAUCCUGGACACGGCAGGAAUUCCUGCCACCCUCAGGGAAAGGCAACUGGUUUGGGGACCAACUGCCUGAGAAAGUUCUGGUUUUUACUGGUCUUUUUCCUCCCCCUUGGAUUAAAGUUGUUCUACUGUA
Messenger RNA from Neopelma chrysocephalum (saffron-crested tyrant-manakin), 1414 nucleotides. It is a transcript of the gene JMJD8, whose product is annotated as jumonji domain containing 8. The transcript has 8 exons. The record is from RefSeq and is a predicted model, not a curated record. NCBI's taxonomy places the organism in Eukaryota, Metazoa, Chordata, Aves, Passeriformes, Pipridae. Bases 134 to 1255 code for a protein of 373 amino acids. Gene Ontology annotation, cellular component: cytoplasm.